AUGGCCAAGUACACUACUUUUCUCGCCCUCAUCUUUUGCCUCCUCCUUGUGGCUGCAACUGAAAUGCAAAUGGCAGAAGGAAAAUACUGUUGGAAGAAAAGUCACAAGUGGAACGGGCCUUGCCAUUACUCUUACAAUUGUAUCCAUCAUUGCAAGCACUGGUUUGGAGCUAAAUAUGGUAUUUGCAAGAAGUAUAAACCAUGGGGUCACAAGUAUCACUGGGCAAAAUAUGCUUGCUACUGCUACUCUCCUUGCCAUCAUUGAGGAACUUCAGAGUCUCAAGGGUUGGCUUUGAUUACAUAAAUAAAUAAGAAGCUACCUAUUUUAUAUGUUAUGUGUGUAAUAAUAUAAUUAGG
Messenger RNA from Lycium barbarum (goji berry), 356 nucleotides. RefSeq names its product defensin-like protein 19. The record is from RefSeq and is a predicted model, not a curated record. Gene Ontology annotation, biological process: defense response. NCBI's taxonomy places the organism in Eukaryota, Viridiplantae, Streptophyta, Magnoliopsida, Solanales, Solanaceae. The coding region runs from base 1 to 264 and encodes 87 amino acids. The transcript has 2 exons.